AUGAGCUCAAAAGAUUCCCUUCAAUAACCUCUAAUACAAGAAUAAGAAUCUAAAACUAUCAUUUUGGAAGAUCGUUCAGCCACAGAAAUGAAUAUGGAAUAAAUUGUUAAUGAUAGUGCUUUUGAAUGGGGUUCUACAUCACUCUUAGAAGAAAAUAAUUAAGUUAAGGUGAUUCCAUUCGUUGCUAAUGAAACAAUCCUUUAUCGUAGAACACUCGAAAAGAAUAAUAAGAAGUUCAACUUUUUUUAAAGAUGCUUCAAAAGUAAGAAAUCCACAAAUCAGGUUACAAUGGCUUAAAUCAUAGACCUUAGAUAAAAAGAGAUAUUUAAGGAUUAUGCCUAUGAAACCAAAAAGACUGGAUUUCUUACAGGGAUGUCAUCAUAUAUUCAUAAGGUAAAGGUGCUUGAACCUGAUUCUUAGUUCUACAUAUAUUGGUAAGUUCUAAAUAGUAUUUUGGUACUUUGUUUCUUCUUCCAAAUUCCAUUUAUGUUAGCCUACCAACCAUUAAUUGAUGAAAAGUAUGCCUUCCAUUAUAAAUGCUAUGAAGAAGUGUCAUUAUAUAUAGGAAUCUCUAUAUUUGUCGUCGACAUAAUAGGUACUUUCAAUACAGCAUUCUACAAGUAAGGAUAAUUGAUAAGUGGCAGAAAACAGAUUGCCUUUAAUUAUUUCAAGAGCUAUUUCUUUUUAGAUUUAAUUCCUUUAUUAUGUUUGAUAGAAUAUAGAUGUCUAUUGUUUAAUGAGAAAUAAUUGGGAUUCGAACAGUUUUUGUUUAUUUUAAAAGUUUAUGAAGUCAAUAAAACUAGUAAUAUGAUAAAGGAAUAUUUAUAACUUGAACCUUCCAAACUAGCUAGAUAUAGAUUACUUACUGUAAUGUUGACAAUAAUAUGGUUAUGUCAUUUAUUUGCUUGUUUAUUUUUUUUUGUUGGAAGACGAUAGUUAAAUAAACAAUUAGGAAAUGUAUCAUGGUUGAAUCGUUGUGAUGUGGUUACUAUGAAUGGAGGAUAUGAGGAUAUGCCAAUAUCUGAAUUACAUUUAUACUCAUUUUAUUGGGCUGUAACAACAAUGAUAUCAGUAGGAUAUGGUGAUGUUACUCCAAUGAAUUUCUGGGAAGUUUUUGUGACAAUUAUUACUUAAUUUAUCUCUUGUAUUGUUUUUGCUUAUUCAGUCAAUGCUAUAUGGGAAAUGAUUUAUUCAUAGAAUGAAAACAAAUAAAAAUUUCAGUAUAAACCAAUUUAUUUCAUUAUAGAAAAUAUGUGAAUGCUAUUUAAAGAUUUAUGGUAGAACAAAAUGUAGAUAGAAAAUUGAAGGCACGUAUUGAAGCCUAUUUAUUUCAUUUGUGGUAAACUGAAAAGGCCAGAGAUCAUGAAUUAGAAUAAGCAAUGAUUCUUAAAUUGGCACCUGCUUUAAGAGAGGAAUUGAUAUAUCAAACCUUAGGUAAAAUGCUUAAACAGAAUAAUUUCUUCUCCUGUUUCUCAUAAGAUUUGCUUAUGGAAUUGGCAUAAGAAAUUUAGUAACAAUAUUAUUCAUAAGAAGAAAAUAUAUUCAUUGAAAAUGAGGAGACAAAUGACUUCCCUUUAUAUUUUUUAGAUAAAGGAUAGGUUGAAAUCUUUUUGGAUAGUGAUAAAAGAAUCAAACUACAUAUCAUGAAGUAUGGUAUUUUGGGAAUAAUUGGAUUUAUUACUGGACAUAGAAGAAGUGCCUCUGCUCGUUGUUUGACUUAUUCAGUGAUUUGUAAAUUGUCUAGAGUUUCAUUUCUAAAAUUAUUAGAUAAAUAUGAAACUGAUAGAUAAAAAUUUUAUGAAAUAAGACACAAUAUAUUAUUCAAUAACGAUUAUGAGAAUUUGAAAUUACGAUGUUAUAUUUGUGAAAGUAGAAGUCAUUUAGCUAUUAAUUGUAAAAGAACUUUAUAUCUUCCAAUAAAAGAUUAAGUAAUUUAAUCUACUUAUAAUGUUUCAAAUAUUAGAGAAACAAGUUUCAAAAGGAGAAUAGUUAAAUAAUAAUUCAAAGCUUUAUCUCAUAUUCGAGAUGUUUAAGUUAAUGCUUUGGCUAUUAAGAAGUACUUUUAGAUUACAACAUUUAAUUUGGAAUCUAAUGAUGAGGAUGAUGAAUAUAGUUCAGAUGUAGAUGAUUAUGAAGAAGAGAUUGAGAAUAUUAAAAAGAUUGUUGAAUAAGAAAAGGAGAAAGCAUAAUUAAGAUAGAGAGGAUAAUGGUUAGCUGAUGAUAAUUAUGAGAUGAAGAUUGAUGAAAAUAAAGAUACUUAAAGUUUAGAAUUAUCUGAUGGUUUAAGAAAAUCUUUAGUGAAUAUAAAGAAUUCGGAAGAGGAAUAAAAUAAAGUUAAAAAGAAGAAGAAGAAAUUUUAAAGUUUUGUAAAAUUACCUUAACCAAAGAAAGUAAGGACUUCUUCAAUGUCUAGUUUAACUCCAAUUCAAGAAUAAAUUAAGAAGGUUUACAAAGGAUAAAAUAAUAAUUUAUCUCCUAAUACUAUUUAAAUACAAAGAAGAAAAAGUAAAUUAUUUUAAGGGAAUGAAAUUAAUGAUAAAUAAUUUGAUAAAAUUCCAUCUCCUGAGAGACAACCAAAUAAUGAGUAUAAGAAAUAGGAAUUAUUACGAAAAAUGAAAUUUUUAUAGAUAGCUCAACCUAGAAAUAAGGAGGUAUCCUUAAUAAUUGAUGAAUUAAGGUAAUAUUCCCAAUUGUUACUUUAGGAAUUAUAUCACAAAUAGUUAAAGUAAUAAUUAACCUACUAAGAUUGAAAAUGAUGCUAAUGAUAAUUCUGAUGUUGAUAGCUAAUUUAGUAUUGAUUAGAUGGCUAAUUAUGAAUGUUUCUUUUAAGAAGAGAAUCCUGAGAAAGUAAUUAGAAAAUAUAAGAGAAUCUUUAAGGAGAGAGUUAAAUAGAGAAGAACAACUUUAAUUAGAUAUUAGGAUGAGUGA
Paramecium pentaurelia is the source of this 2928-nucleotide messenger RNA. The record is from the annotation of a GenBank genome assembly. Lineage: Eukaryota; Ciliophora; Oligohymenophorea; Peniculida; Parameciidae.